AUGAAACUCCCAUCCACAACCACCCUCCUCCUCCUCCCCUCCCUCCUCGCCACCACAGCCUGGUGCACCCCGGACCUCCAAAACGCCCACGACAUCGACUGGUCCUCUCUCAGAUCAGCCCUACAAAGCCACACAAUCGCCAUCCCCACCAAAACCGCCAACCUGGAAAACAUCUCCCCCCCACCACACUCCAUCGUCGAGAAAGUCGUCACGGGCGUCCCGGCCACCGUGCUCGCCCAGCUGUUUGUCCCGGCCCAGCGCAGCGCCCUAUCCAGCGACUUCAACGCCGGACAUACCCCGGACUGGUACCUGGCGCUGCCGACGGACGUCAAGAGUUAUUUGAGUGAUGUGAAGAGACAGGUUGCGACGGGUGCGUUGACGGCGACGGGUAAGGAGGCGAAGGCGACGGGGGAUGCGAAGACGGGCGGGGCGGGCAGGGCAGUAGGGAAGGGGGUCGAUUUGUGGGUUUUGGGCGGGUGUGCGGUUGGGGUGUUGGGGUUGUGGGGGCUGUGA
Molecule: messenger RNA, 513 nt
Organism: Aspergillus heteromorphus CBS 117.55
Lineage: Eukaryota; Fungi; Ascomycota; Eurotiomycetes; Eurotiales; Aspergillaceae
Exons: 2
Coding region: 1-513 (170 amino acids)
Source: RefSeq, a predicted model, not a curated record